Molecule: messenger RNA, 5128 nt
Organism: Sapajus apella (tufted capuchin)
Lineage: Eukaryota; Metazoa; Chordata; Mammalia; Primates; Cebidae
Gene: GP2
Product: glycoprotein 2
Exons: 11
Coding region: 2090-3754 (554 amino acids)
Biological process (GO): neutrophil migration
Cellular component (GO): cell surface; apical plasma membrane
Source: RefSeq, a predicted model, not a curated record
ACUGCCCUGUAGCCUGGGCAACAGAGUAAGACCCUUGCUCAAAAAAAAAAAAAAAAAAAAAAAAAAUUACCUUCAUAAGGAAUGAUGGGCUGAAUUUAGAUUGGUGAGGUGCUGAUGGAGAAGAAAGGAUUAUUGGAAAUGGGGGUAGAGGGAAAAAGAAAGGAGCUUGGAAAGGAAGAGGCCAAGUUUCUAGCUUAGAUGAUUGGGAGGGCAGUGGCGCCUUUGAUUAAAAUCAAUGAUACAAUGAGGAGGAGGAGAUUUGGGGAAUUCAGUGAGCUCAGAGUUGCAUUUGCUGAGUUUGAGGUGUCUCAAGCAUCUCAGCUGCAGUGAGGGGUCCAGCAGUCAAUAGGUAGAUGGAACUGAAGUUCAAGGGAGUAGCAAAAGCUGGGAAUACAGAUUCAGAACUCACCAGCCUGGAGACAGUGUGUGAAACCAUGAGAUACCUUGAUACCUCCUAGGGAGAGUUCAUGAAGUGACAAGAAAAAUGGGACCUAACCAGCAUUCCUAGGGACAGGAUCUUGCAGCAACAGAGCAGAAAUCUCCAAGUAGAAAUAGGAGAAUCACCAAAAUACUAUCAUGUGGAGUCAAGGAAAUGCAAGGUACCCAGAAAAAGCAGUAAGCAAAUCCAAUCACAAAGGAGCAGAAACAAACUACACAGUGGAUUUGGCUAUGAGACCAUCUUAGCAGGGAGGUUUUGGCUGCAUGGUUCAGAUUGGAAUGGAGAGGUCAGGAGAGGGAUGGAGGAACUGACUUUGAAAAGGAGGAAGAUCGCCCUAUCAGAAGUUGGAGGGGAAGGAGUGGAGGACGGAAGCCAUUAUUUAUAUGUUUAUAGGGGAAGGAGAGAGGCCAAGUGUUGUGGCCUAAAUUGUUUUUGAAGUAGGGUUCAAGAUACCUGCUGAGAGUGAGUGGAUGAUGAUAGCCUCAGAGACCAUUUAAGGGGAAUUGGAAGGUUAAGACGGGCCACUAGGAAGACGGGUGAGCACCCAGCUGGAUUGAAUGGAUCAGUAGGCUAUUUAGUGGGUCCCAGUUGUUAUAAGUUCCACAUUUUAGAGACUUUUCUCCAGCUGCUCUAGGAGUAGAGAAGGUGGCUUGUAGCACCUUUUCUUUUUCCAGGUUGAGGUUUUAUAGAAGGUGUUACCAAUGCCAAGAUCCUCUGGCUCCCUUGCCUCCAGUUGCCUUGGCUCCUUAAGGAGCCCCAAAGUGACACAAAAGAGACUGCCAUUUUUUUUCUGAGAAAGCUUUGGCUCUUUUAUUAAGUCAUGAUUUCUACCAUGGCAUGAAGACCAGGUCCAACCCUGGAAUUUAAAAGUCCAAGAAACUCUACAGCCUCUUCUCAAUCUCAUGCCUUCCAAUCUCUAGGGCAGGCUACAUAUCAAAAGGGAUUAGAACAGAGGCUACUCUGAUGCUUCUUUUGUCCAGGAAGCUUUGUCUGUCCUUUGCCGUUCCAAAAUCCAUCAUCACCAUAUUAGCCAUUCCCAGACUCCUCAGCAUUGGAAAUCUGGAGUUGGGUGGAUUCUAGGGACCAAGAAAUGGAAUUCUAUGGAAACAUCCACACUCCCUCCCUUUCUUUCCUUAUUUUCCUCCUUGCUGUAACUGGCCCCAAGCUCAAUGGCCUUCAGGAAAAAGCAGAAAUGUUCCAAGAUGAUUAGCUAGGAACACAAGGAACAAUUGAAAAUCCAUUGUGCAAACAACUGCCUGUUUGAUUUUCUCUUUCCUUCCCUUUGGGCAUUGAGCUUCCUUUCAAUUUGUGUUUGGUUUCUGGUAAUAAAUAUAGCACCAGUGCCAUUGAUUUAUUAUGAAGAUUAAAUAUGAGAAAUCGUGGAGGUAAAGUAGUGUCCAGUGUGUUCAGCCUUCAGCACACGGCACUAUUGUUUGUAGGAAGCAUUUGCAGGAUGCUGAGGCACCUGGAAGGGUUUACAUUGUGAGGGGAGGGCCCUUCUUUUACCAUCCUUUGCGUAAAUGGUUUAUCUCACCUCCAUUCAACAAGCCCAGUGUGUGACCUAGAACUCCGAUCAUACCUGUGCACCAAUUGAGGAGAGCCACAUGGGUGGGAAAUUGCAAUAAAAAGCCCACAGCAGGCUGCAUUCCCAUGGUUGGCCCUAGGAGGAGGAACGCUUUGUUCUCACUGGAGCUGCAUGGGAAGUCUGCAUACAGCAGAGUGACCUGCAUGCCUCACCUUAUGGAAAGGAUGGUGGGCUCUGGCCUCCUGUGGCUGGCCUUGGUCUCCUGCAUUCUGACCCAGUCAUCUGCGGUGCAGCAAGGUUAUAGAAACCCCGCUGCAGCCAGUUCCUAUGGGCUGGACUUGGACUGCGGAGCUGACAGCUGUUUUGACCCCUGUCAGAACUACACCCUCCUGGAUGAACCCUUCCGAAGCAUAGAGAACACAGAAAGGGCCCAGGAGUGUGAUAACAACAUGAGCGGCUGGUACCGCUUUGUAGGGGAAGGAGGCGUGAGGAUGCCGGAGACCUGUGUCCCUGUGUACCGAUGCCAGACAGCUGCUCCCAUGUGGCUGAACGGUGCUCACCCUGCCUUUGGGGAUGGCAUUGUCAACCGCACUGCCUGUGCCCACUGGAGUGGCAACUGCUGUCUCUGGAAGACGGAGGUGCUGGUGAAGGCCUGCCCUGGUGGGUACCAUGUGUACUGGUUGGAAGGCACUCCCCAGUGUAAUCUGAGAUACUGUACAGACCCCUCCACUGUGGAGGACAAGUGUGAUAAGGCCUGCCGCCCUGAGGAGGAGUGCCUCGCCUUCAACAGCACCUGGAGCUGUUUCUGCAGACAGAACCUCAACAGCUCUGAAGCCCACAGUUUGCAGCCUCAGCUGGACUGCGGAGCCAGGGAGAUGAAGGUGAAGCUGGACAAAUGUUUGCUGGAAGGCGUGGGUUUGGGGGAGGAGGUCAUUGCCUACCUGAGAGACCCAAACUGCAGCAGCAUCAUACAGACAGAGGAGAGAAACUGGAUAUCUUUGACCAGCCCUGUUCAGGCUGGUGCCUGCAGGAACAUUCUGGAGAGAAAUCAAACCCAUGUCAUCUACAAAAACACCCUCUCCUUGGUCAAUGAUUUCAUCAUCAGAGACACCAUCCUCAACAUCAACUUCCAAUGUGUCUACCCACUGGACAUGAAAGUCAGCCUCCAAGCUGCUUUGCAGCCCCUUGUAAGUUCCUUGAACCUCAGUGUGGGCGGAGAUGGAGAGUUCACUGUCAGGAUGGCCCUCUUCCAAGACCAAAACUACACGAAUCCUUACGAAGGGGUUGCAGUUGAGCUGUCUGUUGAGUCCAUGCUCUAUGUGGGUGCCAUCUUGGAGCAAGGGGACACCUCCCGGUUUAACCUGGUGUUGAGGAACUGCUAUGCCACCCCCACUGAAGACAGAACUGACCCUGUGAAGUAUUUCAUCAUUAGAAACAGCUGCCCAAAUCAACGUGAUUCCACCAUCCACGUGGAGGAGAAUGGGAGGUCCUCCGAAAGCCGGUUCUCAGUUCAGAUGUUCAUGUUUGCUGGACAUUAUGACCUAGUUUUCCUGCAUUGUGAGAUUCAUCUCUGUGAUUCUCUUCAUGAACAAUGCCAGCCUUCUUGCUCAAGAAGUCAAGUCCGCAGUGACGUACUGGCCAUAGACCCAGCCCGGGUUCUAGAUUUGGGACCCAUCACUCGGAGAGGUGCACAGUCUCCCGGUGUCAUGAAUGGAACCCCCGGCACUGCAGGAUUCCUGGUAGCAUGGCCCAUGGUCCUCCUGACUGUUCUCCUGGCUUGGCUGCUCUGAGAGCUCCCCUGAGCACCUGGCCUUGAAGUCUGUGUUCUUCCCUCUGGCAAUGGUUCCCUUCAGCACUUCUGGUUCCCAUUCCAAUUCACACAGUCUUGGUAUUAACAGACUCAAGGCUAGGCUAGGUUUAGGGAAAGGGAAGAGUUUUCACCUUCUUUAAAGCUCUUUAAAAAUGCCUUUGUGUUUCUCUUUUUCUCAUAGUGGGGUUCCUGUCAUUCUGUCCUGGGCUGCCCUUCUCAUUUGUUAAUGAGACCUUGAAAGCAAGCUUGCUAGGUGCCCUCUGUGGCUCCAGCCUUUACUGGAAGUGUGGCACAUGUUUUUAGCUCCAGGGAAGAGGUAUCCUGUCACUGGGGUAUGGGACAAGCAUGCAGAAGAGGCACCAGCCAUGACUCCUUUCUAAACAUCUACUGUUCUGACUGCUCAUGAAUUGAAGACUGACCCUUGCUUUCACUCUGCUUCCUCUGAUGAGUUUCUAUCAUGGUUUCCCAAAAAUCGUCAUAGGAACAUCUCUAAGGGCCACUUUAGGAGGCUCUGCUCCAGGAAAAACUAGUCCCCAUCCCUCCCCUAUCCCCUGCCAUGCUGGAGACAUGCUGUGACUUAGAGAACCAUGCAAACAUCCUUGGGACCUGGAUGCUGGAGGAAUGAACUUGACUUUGAUGCAGAAACUCCAUCACCCAAGGGAACACCUCUUGCUGUAAACAGUGCUGUGCUUGCUCGGAAGGAUUAAGCAGGGAGUCCCAACAGAAGUAAUGCACCAGUCCUGCUAUGGAAAUGUAACUGCAAAGCCUCGGAGAUUGGUGAAGUCCCUUUCUGGAGACCUUUGAAAUGAGUAUUUCAAAGCACUCCACAAAGAUGCAACAAAUAGGGCAUCAUACAUACACAGGCAUUAAUACUCAUGGCAUAUAGAUACCGACAUGUGUACCCUGACUUAUGCCCUUCCCACAGCUACAGAUAAGGCCUCGCAAAGCUGACCUCAGGGGACACAUCAGGAGCCAAGGUGGACCAGCAGGCACCAAGCCUGUGUAUCUCCUUGGAGGAUAUGUUUCAAUGUGCUGUGUUGUUCAGAGAUGUUGUGGUUGCAGGAAACAGGAACCCACUAUAAUUUCUCAGGCCAAAGGGGAGUUAAUUAUAAGGACAUAGGAGCACAAAGUUCAAGUGCAAGAGAUACAUAAAUGCUGCACAAACUCUAGGAGUGAGGCCUGGCGAGCCAAAAGAAACCAAAGUUUGUCUUUCCUUUAGUCCCUCUUCUGGAAGUCACAUAGCUUUUUAUGACUGCAUAUCUUUGCUUCUCCUUUGUUUUCCUUUUCUGUCUCUGAAGCUAGCUUUUCCUGUUCACUUAUCCCUUGAUUAAAUAUGGACAUUCCAGCUUCACAU